UUGAUCCGUCCCUGGACUAACGGCAUAAUAAUGCUGGUAUUCUCUGUAUGUAGCUGUAGUCGAUUACCAGGGGCGGCUGUCUAGAACCCUGUCUGCUGGGCUUCGUGUUAGAGGGGUUUUCAUUGUACGGACAUGGUGUCGUUGAAUGGUGCCUUUCCUUCGGUUGCACUUGAAAAAAUGUUAUUAGAUGUAUUAAAAUGUUUCCGAUCAGCAGAUUCGCCGUUUUCGCGAGUUUUCCACGGGCAGGUUUAAGCGGCCGCCUGGAGCCUCGAGUUCUCAUUAGCCCCCAAACACACACACACAGAUUUCGCUCCCGAUCAGCUGAAUCGAUGAAAUUUCGCUUUGCAAUCUCGUUUCUCGUAAGGAUACGUUGGCCCAUCACUGUCGAUCCAUUCAAUAUGCAUAACAUCAGUUUCUUCACACGAGCACUUCUGUUGUGCGAUAGGUACGGGGGAGGAUAUUCCAUGACUUUCGUCAUAUUAUCUUAGAGGCCUAUUACAUCUGGCUGCGGUAUUCUCAUGCAUUUUAAUUAUUGCUAGCUUUCCCCGAUUGCAGGUUCCCCAAAAGCUGGUCUAGUCGUUCAAAAAAUAGUGAAAAAAAACCGUCAGGACAUAUCUAGAAGCUCGCUAACCCGAACGCUACAGCUAAGCGCCUUGUGGUAUGCAAUUGCAAUGCACGCGUAUCACCAAAAAGGCCUUUUGGUGUUGUUUUCUUUAAAUUAAAACUUAAAAACACGUUGUUUAUAGUUUUACAAUAGUUUUUUGAACCGGUCAUGUCUGUUUUGUUUCUGUCUGGCCCCUCCGAUCAUUCCCCAACCCCGCCUCCCUCCCUAGUAAGUAUUUGAUUGUAUGUUCCCCAAACCACGGGUACGCACGGGUGUGAUAUCCUUUUAUCAAACCUUCCACAAAAUGUGCUACAAACAGCUAGCAACAAUAAAAUACCGAGGCCACCGUAUGCGUGCAAUGCGAGCAAAAAAAAACGGGUUAAAGAGCCAAGUGUGACGAAAAACUCACCAAACCCAGCUGCUUAUCUUGCUCCGCCGCUAAUCGUCUUAAGCGUGCAGAUUCGCAAAAAUAUUUCGCCAGCGCAACAGCAAUGGUCACAGGUGGACAGACAUCACCUGCUAGCGAGCUUCGGUGGUUAGUUUCCCAAUGGCUACCAUCAGCAGAACACUGGUACUUCUCCCGGGCCACCCACGGAAGUUAUUCACCGCCGGGACCGGUAACGCGCGUGUGUGGUGGCGUGUGUUGGCUUCCACCCGGAAGCUUUCCACCAUGUCGGAAGGAACCACGGACAGGGCAGCGGAGCAUCCGAUCGUGGAGCUUCCGGGACUGGGUAAGCUGAAAGGUUCCACGACACGCGGUGCCUGGACCGGUGUGAAUAUCUACCAAUUUCUGAACGUGCGUUACGCCGAACCGGCGAUGGGCGAGCGUCGCUUUAAGCCACCGGUCCCGGUACAACCGUGGGACGGCGUGAUGGACGUGUCCGAGCCGAAGCUUGGCUCACCGGUGUACAAGCGCAUGAAGCUGCUGACGGAGGAGCAGCGGGCAGAAAAUCUGGAAGAUUGCAUCAAUCUCAACGUGUUUACGAAGGAUUUCAGUGGCCGCAAACCGGUGAUCGUGUACGUGCAUGGUGGUGGGUUUUACGACGGCGCGGUCUACCACUACCCACCGAACUACAUCAUGGAGAAGGAUGUGGUGCUGGUGGUGCCUCAGUACCGGCUCGGCGUGCUGGGCUUUCUGUGCUCCAACACGAAACAGAUUCCGGGCAACGCGGGCGUAAUGGAUGUGGUGUUGGCGUUCGAGUGGGUCCAGAAGUACAUUAGCCACUUCGGCGGUGAUCCACGGCAGGUAACCGCCAUGGCCCAGUCGUCCGGAGCGGCGAUGGUUUCGAGCAUGACGUACAGUCCGCUGGUGGACACGGAGCGGCUUUUCAACCGACUGAUACUGCAGUCGGGCAACUGCCACGGUUCGUGGGUGUGGGACCGCAGUCCGGAGCGUAACUGUCGCGAUAUAGCCGGGUUCGCGGGGUUCGAUCGGCAGGCACCGCUGGAGGACGUCGAACGGUUCCUGAUGCAGCUGGACAUUUUCAGCCUGAUGAAAGCAUUCACCCAACACUACCGACUACGGACUCCGAACGGUACGGAUACGAUCGGCGGUGCCCGUAUGGUUUUCAACGAUCCGAAUGGACUUUUCCCGGAGAACCCGUACUUCAUCAUGCGCAAGGGAGGUGGACGUAAAAAUAUGCCCCUGCUCACCGGUGUCACGCGGCACGAUGGGACGUUCGCCUUUUUGGAGGUGUUUAACAUAUUGCUGUUCAAGAAGCUGAUCGGUGAUCCGCACAUCACCAUCCACCGGAUGGUGGACGAGGUGAACCAGGUGCUGGGAGUGGACGAUCCGUCCUGCACCAUCCGUACCCUUACCAUGGCCCAGUUCUUCACCCACGAGCAGCUCGCUUCCGGUGAUUUGCGCAAGCUUCUGGCAGGCUUCUGUGAUCACACGGCCGACGUGUUGAUUAAGGGACCGGUGUUAAAGAUGGCCCAGAACAAUGCGAUGUACCUGCCAGAGCAGACGUACCUGUACAGCUUCGACUACGCAGGGGAACAUACGCGGUUCGGGUAUGGCGGUGACACUUCGGCCAUACCGUUCGAUGGCGGCGUACACCACUCGAACGAUCUGAUGUAUCUCUUCCCGUACCCCCCGACGGCGGCCCAGCUGAACGAGCAGGAUACGUCCGUUGCGAAGCGGAUGGUUGACCUGUGGACCUCGUUCGCCAUCCACGGCAAGCCGGAAGCGAACGAUGUGCCUGCCUGGCCACCGAUGAACAACGUACUCGGACCCUAUCUCAAGAUUAACAAACAGUUUACCAUUGGGCAGGACUUUAGGGAAGAAUUUACCGUCGCGAUCAAGAAUCCGUCCGAGAUUGAGAAGAAGAAAAAGGCGGGGCCCAAAACCCCAUCACCACAGUAGAUAAGCGGGAAAAGGGGGAAAACGCCAAUAAAGUAUGAAAUGUUUGAACCCUUAAAUGCAUUCGGUACUGCUGUUUUUGCUAAUGGUCCGGUUCAAAUCCCAUCCAGACCCGCCUCCCAGUACGUAUUUUGCUAUGUUUUAAAAUCAAGUCACAGAGCGCCAGAAACGACGAUGGAAUGCCGAGACCUUUCGAAGGAAGA
Messenger RNA from Anopheles stephensi (Asian malaria mosquito), 3169 nucleotides. Its product is annotated as glutactin-like. NCBI's taxonomy places the organism in Eukaryota, Metazoa, Arthropoda, Insecta, Diptera, Culicidae. The record is from RefSeq and is a predicted model, not a curated record. Bases 1152 to 2969 code for a protein of 605 amino acids. The transcript has 4 exons.